GAGCUUCCUCGGGAGGCGUUUCCCGAAAUGGGGCACCGCCACCGAGUUCUUCGUGAACUGCACCCACUCGCUCCUUUCACCUCCCCCUCACGUCUUCGUCCCUUCACGCUCCGCCCUGUAUCUUUGAAUGGCCAAACGACCCGUCAUUCACGCCCAGCCCCGCCUUCCACCACUGGCUUCUGGCCCUGCGAUUGGGCGCGCCGUCGGGAGGCGUGUUCCUGGGCUUGUGGGGCCGUGUCGGCGCAGCUCCCUCCCCUCGCCAACCCUUUGGCGGUCACCGGUGGGGUUAGACUGCCUCGUCACCGACUUCGCUGCCCCCGCCCCGCCCACCCCUCCGGCACCACUUGGGCUCGCCUCCCCCCUUCAGCCAACAUGAGCGACCAUGAUAUUUCAGAAGAAAUGGUUAUUGUAAAAACUGAGAAGAUAGAAGAAGGUUGUAGCAAUGAUGGAGGAAACUGUGAAGGCCAGGAGUCUCAGCCUUCCCCUCUGGCUCUGCUGGCAGCAACAUGCAGCAGGAUUGAGUCUCCCAACGAGAACGCGGAUGGCUCGCAGGGACAGCAUGGGGGCUCUAAUGAACUGGACCUUGCUGCUGCUGCAACUCAGAUGUCCCAGAAUGGCAAUGGCUGGCAGAUAAUUUCCACUCCCUCUGGGACUUCUGAUUCUCCAAAAGACCAAGGGACUAACAGCAACGAUGAGAGCGACUCGUCAUCCAAAAACCGACCUGCCGCUGGGCAGUACGUGGUUACCACCACCCCCAAUAUGCAGAAUCAGCAAGUCCUGACAAGCUUGUCAGGAGUGAUACCCAAUAUUCAGUAUCAGGUGAUCCCCCAGUUUCAAACUGUGGAUGGACAACAGUUGCAGUUUGCCACCACCGCCACCCAAGUCAGUGUCCAACAGGAUGCCUCUGGCCAGCUGCAGAUCAUCCCUGGGACAAACCAGCAGCUCCUUGCAAACCGGUCAGGGACUGGCAAUAUCUUGGCUGCCAUGCCAAACCUUCUGCAGCAGGCUGUCCCCAUCCAAGGAGUCAGUGCUCUCUCAGGGCAAACUCAGUAUGUCACUAAUGUCCCACUAGCUUUGAAUGGCAAUAUCACGUUAUUGCCCGUCAACAGCAUUGCAGCCAGCCUGGCCCCCACUUCUCAGUCAGUUACUCUGAGCAGCUCUGGUUCUCAGGAGAGCGGCUCUCAGCCAGCCACUUCUGGUGCCUCUAUCAGUUCCUCCAGUGGAGCUGCUUCCCAAGCCAACUCUGGCUCUUUUUUUACCAAUGCCAACAGCUACAAUGCCACCACCACAAGUAACGUGGGCAUCAUGAAUUUUUCCACCACUGGCACAGUGGGAACAAACGUUCAGGUGCAGACACCUCAGAGGACAAGCAGUGGUCAAAACACCGAUGCUUUGCAGGUUACCGGAGUUGCAGUCCAGUCGGGGCAGCAGAAAGAUGCUGAUCAGAAUCAGCAGCAGCAGCAGAUCCUGGUGCAGCCUCAACUUGUGCAAGGAGGACAAGCAGGCCAGACCUUUGCUACCCAGGAUGCCUUGCAGAACUUGCAGAUCCAGACUCUCCCCAAUACUGGUCCAAUCUUUAUUCGAACGCCCACCGUGGGGCCAAAUGGGCAGGUCACCUGGCAGACGCUUCAGCUGCAGAAUCUUCAGGUUCAGAACCCACAGGCUCAGACAAUCGCCUUGGCUCCAGUGCAGGGAGUGUCCCUGGGGCAGACAGGGAGCACCAACACAACACUCACACCAAUUGCUUCUGCCUCUCUGCCCAGUGGCACUGUCACUGUGAAUGCUGCUCAGCUGUCCUCUGUACCGGGUCUUCAGACGAUUAACCUUGGGGCCUUGGGAGCAGCUGGAAUCCAGGUUCAUCAGCUGCAAGGGCUUCCACUCGCAAUAGCAAAUGCCACUGGUGAUCAUAACACUCACCUCAACAUUCAUGGUAGUGGUGACGGGUUGGCUGACGAUGGCACCAACCUGGAAGAUGGAGAGAACAGUCCAGAUGCCCAGCCGCAGCAAGGCCGAAGAAUGCGCAGGGAAGCGUGCACUUGCCCAUACUGCAAAGACAACGAAGGAAGGAGCUCUGGGGAUCCAGGCAAAAAGAAACAGCAUAUCUGUCACAUGCCAGGCUGUGGGAAGGUGUAUGGGAAGACAUCUCACUUGCGAGCUCACCUUCGGUGGCAUACCGGGGAGCGGCCCUUUGUGUGCAGCUGGAUGUUUUGUGGCAAACGCUUCACACGCAGCGAUGAGUUGCAGCGACACAAGAGGACACACACAGGAGAGAAGAAGUUUGCUUGCCCAGAGUGUCCCAAACGCUUCAUGAGGAGCGACCACCUCUCCAAGCACAUCAAGACCCACCAAAACAAGAAGGGAGGUGUGCCCAACAGUAUGUCCAUGGACGUCUCUGCUGUCUCCAUGGAUCCGGGUGCUUCUGUGGAAGGUGCUGCCGGGGCGACACCAUCCGCCCUCCUUGCGACCAACAUGGUGGCCAUGGAGGCCAUCUGCCCUGAAGGCAUCGCACGCCUGACCAGCAGCGGCAUCAACGUCAUGCAAGUGGCAGACCUUCAGUCCAUCAACAUCAGCGGCAAUGGAUUCUGAGGCAGCGCCAGCUGCACCAUGGAGGUGUUGUGCAAACGUGGGAUUCUCAAGGUAGUGAUGGGUCCAAGAGAUCAGGUCUUUUCACUGCGCAAGUGGUGGAAGACGGGGGACUCACCUGCUCUGCCAGCCCUCCAAAAUCCCAGCUUGGUCUCCCAGGAAUGCUACGUGCAGAAUAAGGCCUGCUGCUGUUGAGGGUGGCCCUCAGAUGCUGGGUAGUAUUUACCUGGGGGAACAGGGACGGGCCAGAGCUCUUUGACUCAUUUAUAUUGCUCUCCUCCCCCCUUUCUAAAAGUCUCUUCACCCUCCCUACUAGGUACCCCAGAUGCCAUCAUGCCUUGGUUCUAAAUGUAUAUGAUCACUGAAAUACUUUUUAGCAGAAAAAAGAUUCUAUAUUAUUAUUAUUAUUGUAAUUAUAUAAAACUAUAAAAUAUGUUCUUUUUUUUCUUUUCUUUUUUUUUGAGAGAGAGGUUAAAAUUUGCUGUGACCAAAGUCUUUGGUCGUCGUUCGGAUGCCUUAACUUUGAACUCUUGAGCUGUUAGGCAACGCUCAGGCUUUUGUUGAGAUGCUAUAUUGCAUUUUACAUUGUAACUAUAUAAAAUAUAUAAAUUUAGCUUUUUUGUAUGCUUGGCUUUUAGAUUUGAGUUUUUCUUAAUUAUUUGGGCAAAAUCCCCAGCUUUGGUCUUUUUUUAAAAAACAAAACAAAACCCUGUUCUUCCUUGUAAAAAAACCCUUAAUUUUUCUCUAUUUGGAGAGAAGCAUAUCCAUGAAAUCCACUGUCUGUUCAUGUACAUUCACACCAGCUAUUUUCUGUGCGGUAGGGUCCAUGACCCAUAAUAGGAUCUGAGCUUUAUAGUGGAGUGAGUGAGGAGGGGGAGAAACGUGUGAUGAGCAAUUGAAAUAUCCAUGUUUAAAGAGAGCUUGUCCCUGCAGUUCCCUUUUUUGGCAACCCAGAUGCCAUAGGUUUGAGAACACAGUUGCAUUGUGCACCAGUGGGUUGGUGGGGGUCUUUUUCAGCUUCUUGUAGCCACUCACAGAACUGCAGUGGAAAUAAGGUCCAAGUAAUCUGGUGCCCACUCAGUUAGCAGUGUGCCAGAUAAAUUUUGUGGGCUGUUGCCUUUUUUAUUAUUAUUAUUAAAUUAAGUGGGUUUUUCCUAUGUAUUUGGAUUGCCCAGCUCAGGAAAUUUGUGGAACAAGUUGAAGCUUUGUGACCUGGAUUGGGGUUGGGGGUUGGGGUGGGGAAGGGUCCAGUAGUGAAUGCUCUGCAGUCAUGGGGAUUUGCACCUUGGAAUUUUUAAAGAUCAAGCUGCUGCAUUGCUGUGGAACACUGUAAGCACUUCUCCAGCUCUGUUCCACUCACAAUAGGCAGUGUUGUUCGGUGACACUGUGAGGCCUAUCAGCAUACACACACACACACUCUCCUCUUUCCUAGUCACCAUUUUGUCUCGUGAACCUGUUAAGCAUCUCAGUCCCUUACACCCAUCUUGUUCUCUUAUUGAUUAUACAUAUUCAUCCAGGCCCAUAAGGAAGAAACAGCAGGUAGGAUCAGGUCGCUGACAGCUACCACAAUCAUCUAUAAGGCCCAGUGUUGAAGGGAAAGUAAAAAAACAGAGACUAAUUAAAAAUGCUUGCUUUCCAAGCCCACCAGUACAUGAAGAUAUUUACAGCCCCCACUUCUGAACACUCCUCUUCACAAUUUCGGCAUUCGUCCAAAGCCAUAGUGGUUGGUGUUGUGGGGCUGUUGUGAGAGAGCUGUGUAGUAGGAGGCCAUAUUGCAUCUUCAUUCUCUUCCUCCUGUCUCCUAGCUAUUAAAAAGGCAAAACGAAAGCCCAAAGCAGCUACUGUCUAGAUAGAUUCUUCCCUGGAAAAAAGAGGUAUGCUGCUUCCAAUGAACACUGAGCAAACAGAAAAUCUCCAAUUGCAAGGUGAUUACUGAGUUAAGAAAUUUCACUACGCUCCUUUCUCUUAAGAUUUCUUCUACCUUAGUUAUGGAUGGCUGACCCUUUGGUGCAGUUAUCCUCCUUUUUCUUAACCUGUUCGGGGGGGGUCAAGUCACAAAUUGGGACCAGGUUUGGUAGGUGGACAUUAUUUUUGCUCGCAAAUGCUCCACCUGUAGGCUGCGCCUUAAUUGUGCUCCUCAACCAGGUUGCAUCUCCUCCUCUCCCCCAGCAUGGCCCAUCUCAUCAAUGUCUUUCUAUAUUAUCUGCCAGCUCUCCCUGAUUGGGUCAUCACUCUCCUGGACAACACUAGGAAUCAUAUACUAUGUGCCAGGCAGCCAGCCGGUGACAUCUUACUAUGUGUUCUGCCCCAGCUCGCUAUCUGAUCUUUAUGCUAACUGGAGCUGUGUAGCAGGGCCGGAGCAGGAGAGAGUUUGUGUGGGAAAAGUGAGGAAGGAACUGGCUGUGUUGUCUCACUGCCUUGGUAGGUAGCCAGAAUAAAAGUGAACAUUGCUAUUGAGCCUAUAAUCGCUGUGCAUCUCUGGUGUUUGCUUAGGCUAGCUGGGUGGCAGAUUGCACUGGGAUCAUCAUCUUCCACUUCAGAUUUUGUAAGGAUGUUCAGCAGUGAUGAGCACAAAUGGAAACUUUCUCUAGGACAAAGUUGUAAGGUGGUAUAGUGGUGCUCUGCCUGCUCUCAUCCUUUAAAUUAAAGAAGGGAGGGGGAGAACACCCUUGGAAACUGCCGUAUAUGAAAUGAUGGUGUGUGUUGAGAGUUUUGCAGCAGAGGCAGAGGAUCGAGUAAAUAGCCAGUGAAAAGGAGGACAUCAAGACCAUGUCUGGCUGCUGUAUUGCUUCACUCCUGUUUUAUGAGCCUUACAAAAUGGAACUCUUCAUACCAGCACAGAAAAGGGGAUGCCAGCAUCCCAAUGCCUUUUCUUUUCCCUUGACCCAGAUGUUCUUGUGUGUGUAGGUGUGUACUAGGAUCUCAAAUCCCUCAAAGAAGCCGUGGUAUCAAAAUGUGGUAAGCAUGCACCCCAAACUCCCUGCAGUCAGUUUUAUAAAAGACCCAGAUUGCAUCUCUAAAAGGUAACCUCCUUAUCAAAAGUAGAUAUGCUGGUCUGCAUUUCAAAUCUGCCAUAAGAAGACCACCUAAAACUUUUACAAGCUAAUCUCCUAAGUAGCACAAGCCCAGUUGUGCCAGAUGAAGGCAACUUCCCUGUCGUCUCCUUCCAUCUACAGCCUUGUGUGCCCUUAAAAAUUGCGCGGCUGUGGGUCAUUGUUCCCUCCUGACUAGCAUAGAAGGUAGAGCGGGAGGGAGAAUUGUCAGAGAGUUCCCUCCUCUUUUGACAGGAAAACCAUGCUGUGGGUGGAACUGUUGAGAGUGGCAAAUGUUAUGCACUUAGGCAAGUUGUUUAGUUUUAGGUUUUUUAUGAUGGGGAGAGAAUUCCAUCUGUUGAAGUCCUUCUGAUCUCUAUGCUAGAUCACCUCUGGCAAAUCAGAUAAACUAGUUGGCACAGAACCCCUAGGGGAAUGUUUACCCAAGACUGGCUACAAAAUUUCCUCUCUGAAUCGAGUGUUGUUUAAAAAAUGAGAGGGGUGUUCUCACACAAAUUUUUGAGAGCACAAACCAGAGCUCAAAGUUCCAAAGAAGCAGGGAUCACAGAAGUUCAACUGCCCAUCUAAGCAGUCCAAAUCUGCUUUUACAGUGUUGGAUUUUAGGAUUUCAUCAAGGACAAGGUAACAGUAUUGUUACUGAACUUAACUACUGAAGCAUUCCUUUGGAUGCUGAAGAGUGGGAGGGAGUAGUGUUUUCCUACACGAAUUUAAGUACCAAAUGGCAAGCAAUUAUAUAAAAACAGAAAGCACCAGGCCUUCAUCUUCCUUCUCCCAUUUUGCUUCCCGUUGCUUCAAAUUUAUUGUGACUGAAAUGUCUUGCAGAUGUCCCUCUUUUUAUUUGUUUGUCAUCAGAACACCCUUUGCCAGGAGCCGUUUGUCACAUCCAAAGAUGGCUGUGAAAAGUGUUGAUCUCCAAUUAAUGCCCUCAUUUUUCGACUCCUUAUUUUUCCACAGAAGGAGUUAAUGGGCCCCUGGGAAGGGCACAGCAGAGUGAUGUUGCCCGGCUGCUCUUCCUGCGGUCUGCCACUGGCAACCCCCUAGUGCCUUGUCUGCACAAAAAGUAGUAUUCAUGGUUCUUAUGUACAUUUUCUGUAACAAAGGAAACCUGGAAUCCUUUAAAUCUGUAUGAAGUUUUCGUUAUUCCAAAUGGUGGGCAGUUGGUAUGCGGAUAGAAUUCUAGCUAACGGCUAGAACUUUCGUCAGUGUUAGUUUGUCAGUGUGAGUGAAGCUUGUGCUGCUGCAGAUGGCCCUUCCAAAGAUUUAUAAGUCUUUUCCAUGUUUCAAGGGCAAUAUUGCUUAGUUUACAAUUCCUGCAGGGGGCCACCUUGUCUGCAAAGCAGACUUAAAGUGUAUUCUGGCAGGGAAAGAAACUAAGCAGAAACUGUGAAGCAAACAUUCACACCGAGAAAGGGAAGACUUUCUUCAGUUGACUUCUUUCCCACGUUGUGUAUUUAACGUGAAGACAUUUGUAUUUUUAUAUAAUCUUAGUCUUUAGAAACUGCAGUUGAAUUAGAAGGGCAGCAUUUUGCAAAUAUUGAAAAUUCCAAAUCCCUCAGUAGAACGCAGUAUUCAUUUUCUGAAAGUUCUGUAAAACUUCCUUGCCGAGACCCCCUGGUAGUAUUUCACCUGUUGGCCUGUGCUACCAGUUUUUUGUGCACACCUUUCUGAAGUACUGAAGCCCAGGUCAGCUGUCUGCAUCCAAAGGCUCUUUCUGUAAAAUGUUAGUUCAGCCUUAGGGAGGUGGUGUUUCUGCAAAGGUUGUUCUUUUAAACUGUUUCUUUCCUAUCCUCUCUCUCUGCUAUGGAGAAGGAGGCCUACAUAUUCAACUUGGGCAGUAUCCCAUGCCCCGAUUAUAGGCUAGUAAGUAAAGUAAUUCCAAUAAACUUUAGAAAAAUCAAUGCCGGAGGGGAAGGGUGUCAAUCUCCUGUUUUGGGAUCUUUAACUUUUCUGUAGAAAUUAGCAUAAAGUAGAGGUGGCCUCCAUUGCCUCUGCAUGGUAGCUUUGCUUUCUGACACUCUUUGAAACCAACCAUGCCUUGAUUACAAUCCUGUGUACAGUUGAAAUCCUGUCUAGAACUUGCUUGGAACCCAACCUGUGUCUUUAGCAUUUCUCAGAAUUUCUCCUAUGUUGCCAAGGUGAAUUAAGCUGCUACUUUUGAGUAUCCUCCUCCCCUUGUGAAGAUUCUAAUCAUAUCUUACCGUCAAGCCACACUUCUUUGUACCCUGCUCAGUGGGCUAAUGCAGGGCACAUGAACUUCUGGGGAACUGAUCUCGCUUCCACAGCGAUGUCUUUAUUGUAGCCAAAUGUGCCCCUUCCUUUUGGAUGAGGAAUGUAACCGCCCAAAGCUUCUCGUGUGGGAGAGGUUUGAAGUAUCUUUUUUAUAGGAACUGAGAAAGACUUCAAGUUUUCAAAAAGGGAAUAGACUACACUGCUGAACAUCUUUGUCCUUCUUGAGCGUUCUUCCCUUGUCUGUUUUAUCUCGUGGGGUCUUCUUUCCACCACUUUCCCUGAUGGUCCAGCCUGGUGUGUCAGAAAAACACUGUGAUCCUUUUAUUUGCUGGCUGACAUGGCCUUGGGUCUGCCUCCCGAAAUAUGUUCUCUGCUCAAAAAUAAGCAUUGCCAAACUUUGCACAGAAAACUGUGACGAGAUCUCCUUUGCCACAUAUAAGCUUAAAAUAAAGCUGAGUUGUUGUUGGAUGUCCAGUUCAUUUGCUGCGUUAAAUGGAUUGUGGAGUAUUGGUUCAUGCAGUAGGCAGGCUGCAGUGGAAGUAUAUUCUUGAGCUGUCCUUUUAGGCAGCAGAUCUGGGGAGCUGAGCUAAUGGUGGGCUUCCCCUAGUGUGUGUGUGUGUGUGUGUGUGGUGGGGGGUGACUCCCUGCAUUCAGACAGACAGCAUUUCAGGAGGAGGUCCAGUCGUAGUCUAGCCUUCCUUGAUGUAUUUUAAAGUGUGGGGAAUGUUACUCCUGACGAAGCAUUCAAACAUAAAGGUGUUCCCACUUCCAUUACAGUCCUAGGGGAAGCUUUACUACAUUAUUCUAGUGAUGGUAUAUACUCUAACCCACCUACAUGUCAAAUACACAAAAACAAACAAGCCAGGAAGAGCUUUAUAUAGUUCUUUAAAGCAAUCUGCAGUUACAAUUUUGGAAUUAAAUGUGCCUUUCUUUUAUAUACAUGGGUUCUUUGCUGCCAAGCCAAGUGCCAUCAGCCUUAAGUAACUUUGUCUAGCAUUCUGUGCCUUGAAACAGCCUAUUCUAGCUUUAAUCUUGUCACCUUUUGGUUGAAAUUGGCAGUAGGAGUUCAGUAACUCAUUUGUUCCCCCCACCCACCAGCUACAGGUGACAAGAUGUGCUUGCAUGCUUUGCAGUGGAAGCAGUGGAGAUGGCGCUUCUGUCUGACUGCCACUCACUCAUUCAUAGGCUCUGCUAAUGUUCAUUAAAUGCAUUAUUUUUGGGGUUUGUUAUCUAGAAUGGCUUGUAAUCCUUUUCCAUAGUAACAUGGCUGCCUCUCUUAUCCUCUCCCAGGAAGGGAGACUGUGAGGGUAGUGAUCUUAAGUCCUCUUUGGCGCGCUUACAGCACAAUCCUGCAGACACUUAAGCCAACCUGUAACACUGGCAAUAAAAUAAUUCUUGUAUAUCGGUGUAAAAGACUGUUUUAUCUUGUAAUAAUGUAUGUGCUUUUUUUAAAAAAGGAGAAAAAUCCAAUUACCGAUGUAAUGAUGUCUGAAACACUUUUUAAAAGUGCUAUUUUUGUACAAAGAUUAAAGUAGUUUGGCUCCUUUGUAUACUGAUCACAAUUUUUUAAAAUGAAAGGAAUAAAGCAAUUAUCUACAGAG
This is a messenger RNA of Heteronotia binoei (common prickly gecko), 9466 nucleotides long. RefSeq names its product Sp1 transcription factor (gene SP1). The transcript is spliced from 6 exons. NCBI's taxonomy places the organism in Eukaryota, Metazoa, Chordata, Lepidosauria, Squamata, Gekkonidae. Gene Ontology annotation, biological process: regulation of transcription by RNA polymerase II. Bases 28 to 2586 code for a protein of 852 amino acids. Gene Ontology annotation, molecular function: RNA polymerase II cis-regulatory region sequence-specific DNA binding; DNA-binding transcription factor activity, RNA polymerase II-specific. The record is from RefSeq and is a predicted model, not a curated record.